GCUACCUGCGGGUGCUGCUCAGUGGAGGGUGAUAGAGACCGAGAGAGAAAGAGAGAGUCCUGGAUGGAGAACUACAGCUCACUCUCCCGUAUCCAAGCCUUGUUUCGGAUUUGUUUGGCUUCAGCACUGAAGUGAACGGGGAGCGGUACCGAUAAGAUCGAGAUUAGAAGGAUGUGGUAGGACUGUUGGGACCUUGUAGCGGAGACAAGAGAAAACAUCAAAGCGUGUGAGUGUGAGAGCGUUCCGGCUGUUCCGAAGAAAGGGGGGUGAACUUCAGGUGCCCACCCCUCCAGGGUGAGCUCGACUUCGUGGUGAUGAUGAGUCGCGAUGUGGCAUGGCUGUCCUGCCUGCAGCUGCUGUGUGGCAUGUCCAGCCUGUGGGCCUAUCCUUUCCGACCCCCAUUGGACCUGGACAUCACUCCCAGAACCACUGUCCUCUCAAAUGGGCUGUGGGGAUGUAGGCGCUUCAGUGGCACAGCACUGAACUACAGCACGCUGUUGCUGGAGGAGGAGGCUGGAGUGCUAUAUGUUGGAGCCAGAGGGGCUCUGUAUGCCCUGCAGGCCGAUAAUAUCUCCAACUUCAGUCGGACGAUUGACUGGGAGGCACCAGAAGAUCAGAAGCAGCUCUGCCUUAACAAAGGGAAAGACAACAAGACAGAGUGUUUUAACCAUAUCCGCUUCCUGCAGAGAUUCAACAGCACUCACUUAUAUACUUGUGGGACUCAUGCAUUCAGCCCCCUGUGUGCUUAUAUUGAUGAUAAAGACUUUAGGAUUUCCUCUGUGUUUGAGGAAGGUCGGGAGAGGUGCCCUUAUGACCCUGCUAAAGGCUACACCGGCCUGCUUAUUGAUGGGCAAAUUUACACAGCGUCUCAGUACGAGUUCUGGAGCUCUCCAGACAUUCGCCGGAACUCGCCAAACCCCACACUGAGGACAGAGGAGGCCCCCACACGCUGGCUUUAUGAGGCUGACUUUGUGGGCUCUGCGCUGGUGAGAGAGACUGUGAACAGCUCUGUGGGAGAUGACGAUAAGAUCUAUUUCUUUUUCACGGAAAAGAGUCAGGAACACAGUCCAUACUUCAGCCACAGCAGGGUGGCGCGGGUGGGCCGCGUGUGUAAGAGUGACAGAGGAGGUCUUCUGACCCUACAGAAGAAGUGGACGUCCUUCCUGAAGGCCCGGCUGGUGUGCUCUCUGCCUGAUUAUGAAUUCCACUUCAACGUGUUGCGCAGUGUGUUCGUGCUGGAGGGUCUCAGGACUCAGGACACAGUGCUUUAUGGCAUCUUCGGACUGGAGUGGAAAAACGUCAAAGCUUCAGCCAUCUGCCGCUAUUCCAUGACUGAUAUCCAGCAGGCCUUUGACGGGCCCUACAUGGAGAGUCAGGAGGACACCAGUGCCAAAUGGACAGAGUACUCAGGGAAGGUGCCUGAGCCGCGGCCUGGCUCGUGCAUCACGGAUCGGCUCAGGGCCAGAGGCAUCAACUUCUCCACUGACUUGCCAGAUGACGUGCUGCACUUUGUCCGCCGCCACCCUCUCAUGGCCAAGCAGAUCCUCCCUGUGGGAGGACGCCCCCUACUGUUUAGGAGGUCUGUGGACUACUCUAAGAUAGCUGUGCACAGAGUGACUGCUCUGGAUGGCCAGACAUACCAUAUGCUCUUCAUUGGAACAGAUGAGGGCUGGCUUCAGAGAGCAGUGGAGGUUAAAAGUCAACUCCACAUCAUCGAAGAGCUGCAGCUGUUUGAAGGGCCACAGCCUGUGGACAGCAUAGUCAUCUCCCAAAAACAGAUGAGUGUGUAUGUGGGCUCGCAGUCCGCAGUCGUGCAGCUGCCCCUGUCCACAUGUCACAGGUACUCUUCCUGUUUCGACUGUGUAUUAGCACGGGACCCUUUCUGUGCUUGGGAUGGGGAGGAGUGUGUGGAGAUCACCUCACACACUGACAGAUCCAAUCUGACUCAAGACAUCCUGAAUGGGAAUGAGGGCUGUGAGAACUCUGCAGCAGAUGACCUGGUGCUCCAUCGCGUUCGCUCAGUGAUGGCAGGGGAUGAUGUGCUGCUGCAGUGUGAGCUCAGCUCCAACUUGGCCACCCCACAGUGGACGCUGCAUGGGCAGGAGCUACAGGGAUACGGACUCAACUCUGGCUACCGCAUCGGCACUGACGGCCUGUUGGUGAUCGAGGCACGGCCGGACCAGAGUGGCGAUUACAGCUGCUUCGCUUUGGAGAGCGGCGUCCGUGUCCCUGUGGUGAUCUACACUCUGACUAUCCGUCAUGACCUGCCUCCUGUACCUCCCAUAGAUAUGACCCACCCACCUCACCAGAGCGGUACCACCCAUCGCACUGCGCAAACAUCCAACAGGAGCAACCUGACCCUGCACCCUGCUCCUGCGCCCCAUCCUCCACAACUAGAGUUCCUGUCCUUGAGGAACAUGGAGGCCAUGUACCUUUCUCUGAUCACCAUCCUGGGUGGGCUGUGCCUGGUCUUGACCGUAGUCCUGCUGUAUGUUGGUUUCUGUGUGCAGACCAGAAGGGGGAAAUACUCUCUCCGGGCCGCAGCCCAAGCUGAAAGAAAGAGGAGCGGCCACAUGGAGCUGAAGACCAUUUCCAGCCAAUGUAACGGUAAAGUGGACACACAUGAUGGCCUACUGCAGAUUGUUCCGGGAGAAGCACAGGCAUCUCCCAAUAAAGACCUGCCACCUGCACCCCCACUGCCUCCACCACCGCCAAACUCGGAGUCGGAAUAUACGAAUGGCCUCUCAGCCACUCUGCCCAGUGUCUUACGCAAAAUGAAUGGCAAUAGCUAUGUGUUGCUUAGACAAAGUGAUGGAGACACCACAUCUCCUCUAUACUACUCUUUCACUGAAGAGCUCAACCGUAUCUUGGAAAAGAGGAAGCACACGCAGCUGUGUAACAAACCUGAUGAGAGUUCAGUAUAAAAGCUUCAGAAACAAUAGAGCUGUGGUCAGGUUGUUUUCCUACAAGGAUCUGCAGAAAUGCCAGAGGGCAAUUUGAUUCAUCUAAAAUCUAAUUGAAAUGGAAAAGAGGUUGAUUGAUGAAGUUCUCAAAAGUUUUUGAACAAGCGAUAAGACUAGUGUCCUAUAUUCCUGCCCAAUGGCAUUUUCAAAUCUUGUCUAUUGUUGUGAAGCGAGCAAAAACUCACUGAACAUGAAAAACAAGAAUAGAACAAAAGUUGUGAGUCAUAACUCACACAAUGGAUAAUCUACCUCGAAAGAACAUUGAACACAGCUGGGACAAUAUCAGUGUGUUCCACCGGGUGAGGCAAACUAGGCGUGAUGAGGUCAGAGCAACAGAACAGGAGCUUUUGCAUCUACUUCUACAAAGUGGUCUGUGUGGUGAGACCACCAUGUGAAAUACCAAGCUGAAGACUUAGGCAGCAGGACACAGCCUUGUGGAGUAUUUCUUCUUUUCAGUUAAAAGAACCACUAGCUGGAGUCUGUAUAUUUCCAGAUAAUUUGUUCUAGAUAUGGCUGCUUUUGAGCAAUACUGCUGAAGUGCAUUCAUUGUCAUAUUAAUUUUGUUGUGAUGUUCUGUUAUUUAUGUCAACACUGACCACACCAAUGACCUGUCAAUAACCCAAACUAACACAUGCACUGCGCUUAAUGUAGCAGUGAACCCUGAAAGAGACUAAUGUUGUAUGAGUCCAGCUUUCAUGGUUAAUAUUUAAGAAAAUGUGAGGAUGACAGUAUUAACUACUGGGAUGCACUUUAGUAGCAACGAGUAUUUACCAGAAAAAGUGCUGGUUCUGAAAGACAUUGAGAAUGUUAUGGAUCAAAAUGGAAGUCCUGGUUCUGGAUCCUUCAACAAUCAACACCGGCACUGGACCAAAAAGUAAUUUACUAGUACUUUACUAACCACUACAAUGAACAUUUUCAAUUAUGAACCACCACAUUAAUUUGUUUACAGUGACAUUAAUUCCACAGUUAAGCAGUUCAUAACCCAGACAAAAUGAACAAAUGAAACACAAAAGUAAAGUGUGAACCCAUCAGCAGUUCAGACCCUGUCUGUGUCUCAUGUGGUUAGCUUAUGGCUGAAUCAGUGUUCAUAGGAACAGACACAUUACCCUGCUGACUUCAUUGGAGCUCCAGAAAUUCGAUGGCUGCCAGUUCAUGACUUCAGAGGAGCAGAGGUCUGAAAAGAGCAGGUUGUUGCAGGCCAACAAGCCAGUUUCACCUCAUCUCUGAGAGGAGUGAAGUUGUGUUUUUUGGUGUUGUUUUUUUACAGCGGACUUUGCUAAAACAUAGUAACACAGUGUGCCAGAUUUGAUUUUUUGAGUAAUUAUAAAGAGAUGAUGAGCUGAUGUAUACAGCACUGUGCAAAAGUAAGAGACCACCCUUCUAUUUAUUUAAUUUCAUUUCCAAACGGCAAUUAAGUACGAGCUAUUUUUAAGUUUCUGAAAAAAGCAGGAAAUACACUCUUUAAAGAGUGUUCAAGUUUCAAGUUCAAGUUUCAAGUUUAUUUGUCAUUUGCACAACAUGUCAAGACAUUUAUGCAUUGAAAUGCUUGCGGUGAGGCUUAGGUAAUCACUCUAUAGAAAGUAAAUAAAAAAAGUAAAAUAUAAAAAAACAAAUUGAAAUACAUUAAAUAUACAGAAAAUAUAGAGAAAAAUACACAAAUAUAGAGACAAUAUAAAUUUUAAAGUGAUGUAAGUGACUCGGUGUUAUUGUUAUUUAAAGUGACGUAAAGUUUUAAAGUGUUAUUGUCCACAGCAGAGAUUAUAUGAUACAAUAAUAAUAAUAAUAAUAAUAAUAAUAAUAAUAAUAAUGCUGACAAGGGUUCUUUAGUAAAGACAGUGGUUCUAUGCAGUACCAAAAAGGGUACUGCAAGCUUAUAACAAUAGAAGAACCCUUUUUGGUGCUAUAUAAAAACAAGUAGGUUCUGUGUAGGACCAUAUACAAAACAUUCUAAAUCAAGCUGAAGAACCUUUUCAGCAGGCAAAUAGUUCUUUGAGUGUUCAUAGUGCUAUAUAGAACCAUUGCCUUUACUAAGGACCCAUAAAGGACAUCAAGAGUGUAUAUUUUAAAGAAAAGCUUUAAAACUAACCAUAUUAUUUUUUUACAAUAUUUAGUGUCAAUCCUUUUAUAGCUUCUACUCUUUUGAAGAAACUUGCUUUCGCAUUUUCAAAAAAAUCAGCAGGGAUAUUUUUCCACUUUUCCAAAGAUCAGUGUUAGAAGUUAGUUGCAUUUUCUGCAUCUCAGUCUCAGUUAAAUUUAUUCCUCCAUGAAACCUUGUUUCACACCUCAGAUGUCCAGUUUCAAAUUUCCAGAUCAAAUUGUCAUCUUUUUGUCCUUUUGUCAUCCUUUCAGACUCAUAGCAUUGACUUGCGUUCUCACAAUGGAAGGAUGGACAGAAACACCUGUUGAUUUUGUUUUAAGAGUGGAGCUUGAUUAUUUACUGUCUAUCCGAAAUGAAAGCUUUAAGUGCUGUUUAUCUGCUGGUGACAGUUUUUAUCUGUCUGCCAGGACUUGCAGGGUUGUUAGGGGUUCCGUUUCUCUGUAUCUUUUAAUCAUUUUUUGAACUCCAGUUUUGGAACUUCCUGGUUUUUUUUCACUUUUUUCUGUAUACUCUCUAUAGGUACCUGUCACUUUCAGCUUAGUAAACAGAGCAGAAGCCAAAGAUGAAAUAUUACAUGUUUAAGGAAAUGUGUCUAGAGCAGGUUGUUCUGGCUGUUGAGUAUUUCACAGGCAGGCUGAAUCAUUUAUCCUGUUUACUCCUCAUCUGCUGCAGGGAAAGCACUGUUUACAUCUGCCUGAACAUUCACUCUCUCCACUGCAUGUGUGCUGCAUAGCAUAGAUACUCCAGCCGGUCCUCAGGACUCCCAACCAGGACUUGCAGCACUAUUAUUCCUGUAAUGAAGGUCCAGUCUUAGAAGUUUUUUUUAUUCUCCUGAUCCAAAUAAUCCCAAUAACAAAUUUAUACUCAUUGGUAAACCUUAAACUGUACUCCACUCCAUCUCAGGUUUCAGUGUAUUUCAGAUGCUUUCUACUUUUUUUCUUUUUCUCAGCACAGUCCAGUAGAAACAUGCUGGUUGACAAGCUAAACCAGCACAAGCCAGCAUAAAACAGCUCUGUACUGUUUUUUUUCCAGUAAGGGCUUCUUGACAGGUACACAUCCUUCCAGAAUUGACUUAGGAAUUGUCUUCUCACAGUGGAUGGAUGGACAGAAACAUCUGUAUUUUUUCAGAUCUGAAGCAAGUGUGGAGCUUGAUUUUCUCCCCUCUCUUAAACAUGACAGCUUUAAAGUUUUUCUGAUGGUGACAGUUUUUAUUGGUCUACCAAUUUUCCCAUUUGUCCCAUUUUCUCUGUAUCUUGUAAUAAUUUGGAUUAACAUAUAUCUCAUCUCCUCAUAAAUAUAUCCUUUAAGCAUUUUAACAUAUCAGUAAGACAUUGGAGUAGUUAAGGUGUCUUUGAUUAGUUGCUCAUGUGCAUGUUAGGGAGCAUAAUGUUAGUAAGAGCAUUGGGAACAGUUUUCGUUGGGAGGAUAUAGCACUGUUUUAAGAUGGGAAGGGUAGCAGAGUUAAAGUGGCGGUAGGGAUCACAAAAGUAAAGAGUGGACAAAUUAAAUACUGAGAUUUUAUUUCAUACUUUGUGUAAUGUUCUGUUCAAAAGAUGUUUACUGCUACUUUGUAACACACAAGAAUGAAUAACUUGUACAUUAUGCCUAUUUUGAUUGACGAUGAAGUAGAAGAACGUGUGGUCUUUGGCUUUUGCACACAGUACUGUAUGCCUGAUGAAGUUGCCAGAGAAGUUCUCAAUUGUUUUGCUGGAGGAAACAAAUAUAAUAUUCUGUUUUAACAACUCUGAGCCUUUACAGUGGGUCUCAGACAGUGGGCCAAUAUUUAAUUCAUAUUAUUGUGAAUUCUUGAUCUUAACAUGUAUUUUAUUAUGUCAUUUUUGUUCAGCUGGUGAUGCAUGUGUAAGAGUCUUUUAGUUCUGUAACAACAAAUAUAAAUCUGAUGUAAAAUGCUGCUUUCAUUUCCAGUCCUAAUAACAUAGAUCUCCGCUGUCUCUGAGUAGAGAAACUCCCAGCUGCAAAAGCGAUGCUUUCAUAAAGUGAAGGCGUACAUAUUAUGUUCAGAAAACACUCUCUGAGCUCUCGUAAUAAACAAGACUGCAUUUCAGGGUCAUUUGAGAA
Messenger RNA from Pygocentrus nattereri (red-bellied piranha), 7140 nucleotides. It is a transcript of the gene sema4ga, whose product is annotated as sema domain, immunoglobulin domain (Ig), transmembrane domain (TM) and short cytoplasmic domain, (semaphorin) 4Ga. Gene Ontology annotation, molecular function: chemorepellent activity; semaphorin receptor binding. The coding region runs from base 315 to 2924 and encodes 869 amino acids. The transcript is spliced from 16 exons. Gene Ontology annotation, biological process: negative regulation of axon extension involved in axon guidance; negative chemotaxis; positive regulation of cell migration. The record is from RefSeq and is a predicted model, not a curated record. NCBI's taxonomy places the organism in Eukaryota, Metazoa, Chordata, Actinopteri, Characiformes, Serrasalmidae.